AUGAGACUAUAUGUGGGACUCUUGGGAUGUAUAGCCUGUGCACUGAUGUCGAGCCACAGCUCGAGCCUAAGUGUGGCCAUCGUUCGUAUGGCUCAGUAUAACAGCACCGAUACGGACACCACUCGCACCGGCAGUCAGUGCUUCGAAGCAUCUGUUAAUGGAAACAGUAGUUCAGGUGAUGCCGGUGUGAGGGGAGAGUUCGAGUGGAGUGAGUCCCUACAGGGCAUUAUUCUAGGGGCAAAUUUUUAUAUGUAUUUAAUAACGCCUACCAUAUCGGGCAGAAUCACUGAACGCUUUGGUGCCAAAUGGAUAACCCUGAUCACUAUUAUGACCUCCGGUGGUAUUCUGGCACUUAUACCCAGUGCUGCCUAUUAUAGUGUUAAUUUGCUAAUAGCAUUGCUAGUGAUCCAGGGUCUAUUUCACGGAUGUGUAUUCGCGUCAUUAUUCUCACUGUACGCCCACUGGUUUACGGCAAUUGAGCGCACGUACGCCAUAUCGGGCAUAGCAGCUGGGUCCAAUUUUGGUAAUUUAAUCACAUUCUUUGGCGCCGGUUAUCUGGCUGAAAAUGGUUUCUCAGGGGGCUGGCCAUCCAUAUUCUACGUGGUCUGUAUGGCACACAUACCGUGGGGUAUACUAUGGGUGCUCUGUGUCGAGAAUACUCCGCACGACAGCCACCGGUCAGGUCUUAUCAAGUGCUCCGACAAUGAACUCAAAUAUAUUAAACAAAACAUCAAUUCGUUUGGAGCGCCAAAAAGAUCAUCGACAGCUCCGUGGCUCAAGAUUAUUACCUCAAAGUGUGUCUGGUCAUCCAUUAUAUGGAAAAUAUCAGCAGGGUGGGGCUAUUAUUUACUGCUAUCUAAAAUGCCAUCAUAUUUAGACAAGGUGUUUGGUAUACCAAUCAUUCAAAAUGGUUUAUUCAACGCAAUGACAUCCCUGGCCACUGGCUUAACGAUGGCAUUAUGCGGUCCCCUCUCGGCGUACAUAAUACGCAAAUCUGCGCCAAAAUUGUCCAAAACAAUGGUCAGGAAAAUAUUUGGUACGAUAGCACUGAUGGGACCGGCAGUAUGUCUGGCGCUGAUCACAGCCGUGGGCUGUAACUCGACGGCAGUCAUCGCACUACUCAUAACCGCCCUAUUCUUCUACGGCUUUAUGACUGGCGGCGAGUUCUCCAUCAUCAGUGAGUUCGCGCCCGACUUCUCGGGAACGGUAUUCGGGAUUGUGGCCACACUUUCCGUAUUUCCAGCAUUUCUGGCCCCCUAUGUGGUGGGCAUUAUAGUCGAUGAUAGGCCGUACGAUACGAGUCGCUGGAAUGUUGUGUUUUACAUAACUAUCGCAAUCUAUAUAUUGGGAACUGUAGUCUUUGUUGUGUUCGCAUCGGCCGAACCCCAGCCCUGGGGUCUCAUCAAGAAAGACAAACACCCGUCAAAUGAAAAUAUAUUUCAAAGUAAUGAUAACGAAAAACGUCGAAAUACUAUUAAAGAGGCAGCCAGUCAAAUUUGUGAAUCAAUUGAUAAAUAA
Oppiella nova is the source of this 1518-nucleotide messenger RNA. The record is from the annotation of a GenBank genome assembly. Lineage: Eukaryota; Metazoa; Arthropoda; Arachnida; Sarcoptiformes; Oppiidae.